Tympanuchus pallidicinctus (lesser prairie-chicken) is the source of this 7862-nucleotide messenger RNA. Its product is annotated as phosphatidylinositol 3,4,5-trisphosphate 5-phosphatase 2-like. The record is from RefSeq and is a predicted model, not a curated record. Bases 3880 to 7200 code for a protein of 1106 amino acids. Lineage: Eukaryota; Metazoa; Chordata; Aves; Galliformes; Phasianidae. Gene Ontology annotation, molecular function: phosphatase activity. The transcript is spliced from 31 exons. Gene Ontology annotation, biological process: phosphatidylinositol dephosphorylation.
CUUUUUCUCCCUUGAGCUUCUGGCGAGCGAACUCCUCGAUGACGAUGUCCUCCUCGCUGCAAGGAGCGCGGUGAGGUUGGAACGAUUGAACCCCACCCCAAAUCCGGCUCCCCCUGCAGACACCCUGCGGGCGUGCAGCCCAAACUGGAGCUGGGGAGCCGGGGGAGGGCCAGCAACUUUGGGGGGUUUAAUUCAAGGCAGUGUUUUACAGUGUCAAGGGGAAAAAGGAGGGGAAGGGAGCUACAGUGGUGACAAAGGGAUUCGUUACCUCCUUGCAAAAGGCAAGCGGAUGACAGCAAGGGAGAGGAAAAGGAAAAGAUGGAAAUGAAGAGUCAGCAAAAACAAUUCCAGGAGUGUGUGAAUAUGAAACGACCUGGGGAAAUCUAUGGGCUGUGAUGGUGGGAGCAAACCAACAGCUUUUCUUCUCUGUAAGCCUCUGUGUCCUUGCUGAGCUGAGGCAGUGCUGCAGACUGAGUUUCCAGGCUCCACACCCCCAUGUAACACCCUGCACUGGGGCACGAACCAGACACAGAAGCAGGGUCUGGGAGCUGUGAGAGCUGUGGGGCCGGCUGGUAGCAAUGGCUGCCAUGAAUAGGCCUACAUCCUAUUGCCUGUGCCACUGUAGGGGAUGCCGUGCUGCCUGCUGUGACACGUGCAGAAGGCUUGCUGGCAUGGAUGUUCUAAUUUAAGAGCACCUCCAUUACCCAAAAUGGAAUAUCUGCGAUGGGUUUACACAAUUUGCGUGUUGGAGGAAAUGCAGUCUGAGGUGUACUCCGGGUCGAUGAGGCAGACGCCAUCUGCAAAUAACGGGAGAGAAGAGGUGGUGAACUGGGUGUGCUGGAGAGAGGGAAGGUCCUUGUGAGAAUGCUCUACAGUCAAAAUGCUCAGACAGGAGGAGGCCAGGAGAGCUGCCUCCAGGGGACCUGCCUGCAUGGGGAUGGUGACCCUUCCUUCAACAUCUCCACCCCCAGGGCUUACUUGCAAAGGAAUUUUGCUUUAGCAAUGGUCGAGGCCACUCACUGCCACCUGCACCCUGGGAACCACACUCACCCACGGCUUCCACCGACUCCACGUGGUCCACAAAGUCCCUCUUCCCCAGGUAGAUGGACAGCUGGAGGAGCCCAUGGCAAAUGGAAACAACACAUCAGAACUCCAAGAAUGGGCACUGGGAUUCCUGGCUUGGCCAAGUCCUCCUGCACUAAGGAUGCCUACACCCAUACUGAAACCCACCCAGCUGCAGGCUGCCCUCCUUGCAGCCACCACUCAGCCAUUGACAUCCCUGCCCGUUCAGCACAGCAGCGCUCACCUGGGGUUGGAUGCACGUUCUCUUCUUCCUCUCCUGCUUGUCCUGCUGCCACCUGCUCACCACGGCUGCUCCCAGCUCUGUGGCCUCUUAUAGCCACCUGCUCCCACCCCAAAUCUCGCCCACCAGGCUUUGGCCGGGGGUGUGCCAUGUGUGCACUAUGGGAGAGGUAUUUUGGGGCUGCAAUCCUAUUAGUUUCUUAACCAGGGAGAUGCUUUGUGAGUAAGAGUGGGCUAUAAAUGGGGUGGUGGCUGGAGCCCUGGGAAAGCAGAUUAUGGAGAUUGGUAAAGCUUAGGAGUGAAGUGAUGAUAAUUGGGGUGGAAGUGCCUGGCAGGCAGGGUGCAGGCAGGGUGCAGGUCCUCACAUGGUGGUGGAUGGGAUCAACAGAAGGGAAGGAAGGGGCUUCCCGGUUGUAUUCCUCCCUUGUGCACUCUGUGGGGCUGCCAUGAUGGGGCCAGGCACCUCCUAAAUCCUGCUAUGGGUAUGGGACAGCUUGGGAAGGACCUUGAGCCCCUCAGGACCCAGAAUCAGUCCCUGGGCAGUGAGCGGUGGGUGCAUCCCUGCCACCUGGUCCUGCCCUCAGCACACAGACACAUGGUGGUGGGAGAAUAGGAACCAAAGAGAGAAGGCCCAGGAACAGUGGUUCACGAGAUGAUGGUGUGAACACACCCACGAGGGCUGCUCCCUCACCAGUGGUCAUUUCAUAACGCUGCAGGCUGGCCUCACUUUACCCAGUUAACAUGUUGUUAAUUCAGGAUGCACAGCUGCAAAUAAGAAAACUGGGGAAGUACCAAGUGGGUCCAUGGUGGGGACUGUCGUCCCGCAGUGUGGGGACACACACACGGGAGGUGGGGAUGGACCACCCCACAACCACCCCACUGAGCACACAGAAAUGCGGGGCUGCAGCUGCCAGCACGUGCUGACCAGGUCCAUGACUUGUGAUCUCUUUAAUUGCACACACAGAGCUGCUUACGCUGCAGAUUAGCAGGCACUAUUUCUGCCAAGGGCAGAGGCCACGUGAACUGUGAUCUUCCCAGUGGUGGAGGUCUGGGUGCAGCCUUACCUGGGUGCCUGCACGCGUCGGUGUGACUGCAGCACAGGUCCCCACACUGUGUGCUGCUCCACUCACACACAGCCUGCUGCAGGGCAAGCUGGCAGACAGACAGCAAUGAUUUCCCAAAGCCCCUGGCAGCGUCGUGCCUUCCUACCCUGAGCUGGAUUAGGUGCUGUGGUCAGCACUAAUCCUGCCUGCCGCCGGACCUGCAAACACAGGAAUGGUUAAGUAACAACUGAAAGCAGCACUGGUGGGAGGGGGUCUCCAGGUGGUGGAGUCCCCAGUCACUGCCCCGUGCCAUGCAGCUGUGCUUGGGACAGCUGAGGGAUGGGAAUGCCACCAGCCCGUAGCUGAUAUCCCCAAACCAGGUGGUGGCCCCUUGAGGUGACCAGGUUCCUCCUUGGUGCCAGGAGCUCAGGGGAUGCCUUGGAGAGGUUUGUGCAGAGGGUGGUGGGGAUGUCCUUGUGCCUGCUGCUGCUUGCUGCAGGGGGUGCCCACGUGCUGGUCUUGUAAACUGCCCAGAGCAAAUCGUGCAAAGAGCAGGGAGGAACCAGGCUGGCGUGGGUGGUGAAGCCCCCAUCCCAUCUCUCCUGCAGCAGAUGGUGGCUGCAGCUUGUCUGUAAUUAACAGUGCCGUGGCGCUAAUCACCCUAACGCAGCCUUGUUGGCAGCUGCCCCGCGCAGCUCUUGGCACGUGGGGUCUGCUUACUGCAUGCCACGAGGAGCAAAACUUCAGUGUGAUGGUCCCCAUACCCUCCCUGAGCCCAUUGCUUCCCCUCUUCCUGAAGCCAGGGCACCCCUGAACAGGAUGAGUGAAUGCAGCACUGGGUACCUACUUUUCUCACCCACCCAAUGCCCACAGCAUCACCAUCUCUGCAUGGCUGGAGCUCAGCCCCACACUGUGUGCAGGCAGCCCCCAUGUGCAGGCAUCCCCAUCACUGCCAGCCCCGGCACAGCACAGUGAUGCCGUGCAGCCCUCCAUCCCCUCCGCUGGGUACAACUGUGGGGUAGGGUCUGGGAUUGCAUGGCAGCAGGGUGGUGGUGCUUGGGCAGCCCCCAUUGUGCUCGGGGCCCAGCAUGGCUGCCGGCUUCCUCCUGCCAGCAGGGCUGGAGUGGGAGGAGGAGCGAGGAGGCUGUCCCAGAUGUGGAGCGAGCAGAGCGUUAAGGAAGAAGGGUGUGGGCAGGCGCAGCAGUGCAGAGCGGGGCCGUGAGAAGUGGGCUUGGCUGCAGGGGACAGGCGGUGGGGGCACAGGGUGUGCAGUGCCAUGUCUGCGAGAGAGGGCUGCAGCCACCCAUGAUGAGGAGCACCCGGACCCCCAGCUUCACCCCACAGCCCCCCCAGACCCACUCCUACUGCACCACCCAGCUGGGGGGAUCAGUGCGGGGCACCCUGUGAGCAGGAGCUGCACAUCGCCCAUCGGGACCCACAGCCUCCGGGCCCCCACCUUCCCCUUCCACGGCAAUCAGCCCAUGUUGGGUGAGGGACACAACGCAGUGCAGCUGACAUUGUGCCACCCACGAGGAUGGCAGCAGCAAGCUGGUACCACCGGGACAUCAGCAGGGUGGUGGCCGAGGAGCUGCUGGCCAAGGCUGGGCGCGAUGGCUGCUUCCUGGUGCGGGACAGUGAGUCCAUCGCAGGGGCGUACGCCCUGUGCCUCCUGUUCCAGCGGCACGUCCACACCUACCGCAUCCUGCCCAACGAUGAGGGGCUGCUCUCCGUCCAGACCAUACAGGGUAUCCAGGCCAAGUACUUCCGCAGCCUCCAUGAGCUGAUCAGCGCCUACCAGCAGCCCAACAAUGGGUUGGUGACACAGCUGCUCUACCCUGUGCACCAGCUCCGGGAAGCAGCUGAUGAGGACUCUGAUGGAGAAGAUGGAAGAGGUGGCCAUGUUGGCAGCAUGGUGCCCACCAGGGUUAAUGCAGAGAGCACAGGGCCUGGUGCUCCCCCCACCCAUCCCCACAUCUCACAGCAGCUGCAGCUGAGGCUUCAGGAGCAGAUCCACAGCAGCCCAUCCAGUGACUUCAUGGGCUUCAUGGCUGACUACCUGACACAGCACCUACCACUGGACCUGGCUGCACUGCACAGUGGGCACCCGCAUCUGCACCAUCUCAGUGCUGCUCUCGUCACCGCCUGCCGGGGGCUGCACAGUGAGAUUGACUUCACGCUGGCGGGGCUGGAGACUCUGGCCAGAGUGUUUGAGCCUCCUGUGUCCCCACGCAGUCUGGCCAGAGAGCAGGGUUUCCUGGCCAGCAAUCCUGACCUGGAGCUGCUCCUCAGCAAGAUCUCAGCUGUCAACCACCUGCUCUCAUCACUGGAGAAGAAGGUCCUCGUGUCACUGCAGGACACGGUGUCACGACACAACCUGGCACUGCCCAGCCCUGCAGCCCUGCCUCCAGACACCAAGCCCAUGGCCACACAGUGCUUUGAGGUGAAGGUGGGCAAGUCGCAGCGCGCAGCCCUGACAGUGGAUGUGGAGGAGGGCACAGUGAGCAUCACCAAGAGGGGCAGUGGGUCCCCAGAGGAGGUCAUCCCACAGGACAAAAUCCUGCAGCUAAUCAAGUACCAGAGCGUGCAGAGCAAGGUGAGGCUGGUGUACAAUCGUGACCUGCAGAAGAGCCUGAGCAAGGACUUCAUCUUUCCCAGUGCAAAGAAGCGAGAAGCCUUCUGCCAGCUGCUGCAGCUGAUGAAGAUCCAACACUCCAACCUGGAUGAACCUGACCUCAUCUCGGUUUAUGUCGGGACGUGGAACAUGGGCAGCACACCGCCGCCCCGCUCCCUGGCCUCCUGGCUGACCUCGAGGGGCCUGGGACACACACAGGACGAGACCACUGCCUGCAUCCCGCAUGACAUCUACGUCAUCGGCACACAGGAGAACUCCCUGGGUGACCGCGAGUGGGUCGAGUUCCUGCGCGCGUCCCUGAAGACGCUGAUGGCCAUCGACUACCGAGUGGUGGCCCUGCAGUGCCUCUGGAGCAUCAAGAUGGUGGUGUUGGUGAAGCCAGAGCACGAGCGGCGCAUCAGCCACGUCCACACCUCCAGUGUCAAAACAGGGAUUGCGAACACUCUGGGGAACAAGGGGGCUGUGGGUGUCUCCUUUCUUUUCAACGGGACUUCCUUCGGUUUUGUCAACUGCCAUUUGGCCUCGGGCAGCGAGAAGACCCACAGGCGGAACCAGAACUACAGUGACAUCCUGCGCUCUCUGGCACUGGGCGACAAACGGCUCAGCGCCUUCGACCUCACGCUGCGCUUCACCCACCUCUUCUGGUUCGGGGACCUCAACUACCGCCUGGAUAUGGAUGUGCAGGACGUCCUGACCCAUGUCACUAAGAAGGAGUUUGACAUCCUCCUAGCCAUGGACCAACUCAACAUGGAGCGGGAGAAGAACAAGGUGUUCCUGCAGUUCCGAGAGGGCGACAUCUCCUUCCCACCAACCUACCGGUAUGAGCGGGGCUCCCGGGACAACUACAUGUGGCAGAAGUUCAAGACCACAGGGAUGAGGAUCAAUGUCCCCUCGUGGUGUGACCGCAUCCUCUGGAAGUCUCUCCCAGAGACCCACCUGGUCUGCAGCUCCUAUGGCUGCACUGAUGACAUCGUCACCAGUGACCACUCGCCCGUCUUUGCCACCUUUGAGGUGGGUGUGACGUCGCAGUUUGUGCCUAAGAAGGCUCCUGGCACUGGCCCCGAGCCCCUGGCCUGCAUCGAGUGGGACAGCAUCGAGGUGAUCGUCAAAACUGCCAGCCGCAGCAAGUGCUACAUCGAGUUCCACUCCUACUGCCUGGAGGAGGCACAGCGCAGUGGGGAGAACACCUCGCAGAACUGCGACGUCCCCGGCUUCCUGAGGAUGUGCUGGUCAGCAAAGCAGCUGCCCGUGCUGAACCCCAUCCUGCCCGACGUGGAGUACCUGGGUGACCAGCACCUGCUCCUCAGCAUCAAGGGCGUGGAGAGCUGCGAGUCGUACGGCGAGUGCUGCAUCGCGAUGCGAUCCAUGAUCGGCAGCAUGGCCCAGCAGUUUGAGACCUUCCUCUUCCACCACGGCGAGGAGACAGGCUCCAUGCGGGGCCGGAUGAAGGUCCGCGUCCCCAAGGACAGGCGCAGCACCCGCGAGAGGCUCUACGAGUGGAUCAGCUUUGAGGAGGAGGAGGAUGCUCCAGCAGAGGAUUCCCCGCUGUGCCCCAAGCCGCUCCUCAGGAGCCGUCCCCGCAGCCUCCCAGAGGUGACCAGCAGCUACACCAACCCGGCCUACUUCAUCUUUGAGGGACUACCUGCCACGUGGGCUUUGGGUGCUGACGCACAGGAGAACAGCCCCGUGCGGGGUCCCCCCCAGACACGGACCCCUUUGCCCUCACCCUGCAGGUCCCUGCUGAGCCCUCCUGGUGUGGGCAGGCAGAAGCGCCCCAAAUCGGCCGUCCUGGCGAGGGAUGUGCCGGAGGGUGGCGACUACUCUCUGACAGUGCUGCACAUGGCCACCGACCUGAGCCAGCUGGACCGCAUGCUCCCCAGGGGUGAAGGGGAUGGCCACCAAAUGCUGCUGCACCAGAGCCACAGUGCCCCUCAGCCACCCUCACCACGCUGCCGGCGGGUGCCGGGGCAUGGAGUGAGCGCUUACCAGCAUGGCCACCACAGAGAGUGGUGCUGUGACAGGUCCUGCAGUGCUGGUGCUGGGCCAGGCCACGUUGGAGUGCAGCAGCGUGAGGAGGGGCUGUGUGCACAUGGCUGGGACGGCACUGAAAUCUUCAGGUACCCCCCAGCCCUGGAGCUGGCAGCAGCAGGCAUGGAGCAGGGCAGCACUGCUGUCCCCAGGGUCCCCAGUAGAGCCCUGCGCCUGGGGGAGGAUGAGAGGUGAACCCCUCCAUGCAGGGUACAGGAGACUGGGGAGACAGACCCACUGUGUGUCCCCAGAUCUUCAUGGACACCCAGGGGGUCCCCACUUAUUGGCAAAAGGGUCUUUUGCUGUAUGUGCAGGGAUGGCACUGAGCAAGACGUGCUGGGAGCUGGGGUGCUCAGCCUUGCACGUCCCUGCACCAUGUAAAAGUGCAUGGGAGCCCCUCGGGGAGCCAGCAGCACUGAGCCCACCCCAAACCCAACACCUAAACUUGCGCAUGUGAGACUGGAGAUGUCCCAUAGUUGUUCCCUUGCCGACUCUGUUGGCAUCUCACCUAACCGUGGCCAGCACCCUGAUGUGGAGUGAUUGACUGCUGUGCCUCUGCUGGGAAGUCUCAUGAAGUUCCUAUGGACGUCAGAUGGAUGCUCUCGGGGUGUCACUGUGUGUCUCCAUGGCCCUCCCCAAAGCAAUGCAAAGACCUUGCUGAGCCCUACCAGCAGGAGGGGGCACAGGACACACUGAGGCCCCUCAGGACAAAGGGACCGCUGGACUUUUGGUCCUUGAGGCCCUGCACACCCUGGCUGGGCAGUUCCCCAAGGAGCUCUGCAGCAGCUGCUCCUGAGGUUGCGUCCUUUGGGGUGCACUGCGCUGUUAUCACCCAGAAUAAAGUGUCAGGGUCUGGA